UUACUGUACAAAUCUCAGUGGCACACCAUAAACAUCUAAUCUGGGACAAGAAGUAAGGGUAACAUAUGUACAUAUGUUAUGUUAUGUGAUAUAUUUCUCUCGUUUUGUGAAUUAUGAGUAGAUAGAAUUUUAAGUAAAUACUGAUUCUGAAUGGGGUAAAAUAUUGGUAAUAUGUUCUGAAAUGUCAAUGAAGCACUAAAAAAUAUUUGAACAAUUAUGAAGCUGUUUUGUUUAGAUCAUUCUAAAUGUAUAACAUUAUUUGUGAGAUUUAAAAUAUUGUCUAUUUCCUUUGCAUUCUGUAGAUUAUCUACCUGUAAACUCAGUAAACACUCAUGCGAGUAUCUGCAGUCAGUUUUACAGUCAGAAAAAUCCUCACUGAUAGAGCUGGACCUCACUAACAACAACCUGGAGGAUUCAGGAAUGGAGAAACUCUCUGCUGGACUGAAGAGUUCACAUUGUAAACUGGAGAUACUCAGACUAGCUUUGUGUAAUCUUGGGGAACAGUCCUGUGAGAGUCUGGGAUUAAUUUUAAAACUGGAAACCUCCUCCCUGAAAGUGCUGGAUCUCAGCAAUAAUGACCUGCAGGAUUCAGGAGUGGAGAAACUCUGUUCUGAACUGAAGAGUUCACACUGUAAACUGGAGAUACUCAGGUUAUCUGGUUGUAUGAUCACAGAGAAAGGAUGUUCAUCUCUGGCGUCAUCUUUGAGUUCAAACUUGAAAGAAAUAGAUCUGACCUACAAUAACCCAGAAGGGUCUGGAGUGAAGGAGCUCUCUGCUAAACUGGAGGAUCCACACUGCAAUCUCAGCACACUCAGAGUGGAGCAUGGAGGGAAUAUCAGAAUGAAAACAGGACUAAAGAAAUACGGCUGUGAUCUCACACUGGAUCCAAACACAGCGCACAGAUCUCUCUCUCUGAGUGAAGAGAACAGGAGGGUGAAGUGGAGAGGAAAGAGGCAGUCGUAUCCUGAUCAUCCAGAGAGAUUUGAUAGGUGGUAUCAGGUUCUGAGUAGAGAGAGAGUUACUGGACGCUGUUACUGGGAGGCUGAGUGGAGCGGAGGAGAACCUGAUGUAGCUCUGAGUUAUAAAACCAUCAGCAGGAAAGGAGGAGGUUCAGACUCUCAGUUUGGAGGGAAUGAAAAGUCCUGGAGUCUGAGGAUCUUUAAUAAAAGAUACUCUGUUCAUCACAAUAAUAACAGAACUGCUCUCCCUCCUCCUCCCUCUCCCUCUAACAGAGUAGGAGUGUAUGUGGACUGUCCCGCCGGCACUCUGUCCUUCUACACCAUCUCCUCUCAUACACACACACCCUCCUCACACACACCCUCCUCACACACACCCUUACACACACACUCCUCACACACACCCACACACACACCCUCCUCACACACACCUUCACACACCCAAACACUCACACACCUACACACAUUCUACACCACAUUCACUGAACCGCUCUAUGCUGGGUUUUUGGUUUAUUAUGGCUCCUCAGUGCGUCUGUGUGAUAUAGAAUAGUGUGUGUGUGUGUUUGAGAGAGAGAUGGAUUGUGAGUGAGGGUGUUUGUGUAAAAGUGUGUAUGUGCUUUUGUGUGAUUGUGUGUGCAUUUUAAGAGAGUGUGUGUGUGUGAGAGAGUGUGUGUUUUUGAUUGUGUGUGUGUGCAAAUGAGUGUGCACUUAUCGAAUCUUCAUCAUAAUAAUCUACAAUUAAAUUGUUUAUGUAAAUAUAUUGUUUAUGAUUGUAAGUUUAUUGUUUAUUAUUGGUAAUUAAAUCAUUAUGAUUGUAAAUAUAUUGUUUAUGAUUGUGAGAUUAUUGUUAAUUAUUAGUAAUUAAAUCUUUAUGAGUAUAAAUAUAUUGUUUAUGAUUGGGAGUUUAUUGUUUAUUAUUGGUAAUUAAAUCAUUAUAAUUGUAAAUAUAUUGUUUAUGAUUGUGAGUUUAUUGUUUAUUAUUGGUAAUUAAUAGUUAUGCUUGUAAAUAUAUUGUUUAUGAUUGUGAGUUAAUCGUUUAGGAACAGUAAAUAUUAUAAAUAUAAAUAGGACAGAUAUCAGUGAACAGAAGCUCUGAAGAUCUCAGUGAUUUUUAAGCUUCAUCACAGAAAUCUGUUAUAUGAAAUGAUUAUGAGCGUCCUGUAUCUGAUAUCUGAGAAUAUUCUGUACAGAAU
Messenger RNA from Astyanax mexicanus (Mexican tetra), 2149 nucleotides. Its product is annotated as NACHT, LRR and PYD domains-containing protein 14-like. NCBI's taxonomy places the organism in Eukaryota, Metazoa, Chordata, Actinopteri, Characiformes, Acestrorhamphidae. The coding region runs from base 217 to 1506 and encodes 429 amino acids. Gene Ontology annotation, molecular function: protein binding. The record is from RefSeq and is a predicted model, not a curated record. The transcript is spliced from 5 exons.